AUGGUGGUCCAUCCCAAGUACAAGCUUCCAUCAAGAUCUUUCCUCACAAAACAGAUGGAGAAAAAAUAUGAAGUCAUCAAAGCCAAGAUAAAGCAGGCUCUACAAGAGACUGACAGCAUUGCACUCACUACUGAUAUUUGCACAGGCAUCUCAAUGGAGGCUUAUAUGGGGGUGACAUGCCACUAUAUGGGGAAGAACUGGAACAUGGUGUCCCACUCCCUGACGACGAUGCCCCUUGAGGAGAGACACACAGCUGCAAAUAUGGCAGAGUGGAUUGAGGAGGUGAUUGCCAAAUUUGAAAUUCCAGCAAAGAAAAUCAUAGCAGCGUAG
Xyrichtys novacula (pearly razorfish) is the source of this 330-nucleotide messenger RNA. NCBI's taxonomy places the organism in Eukaryota, Metazoa, Chordata, Actinopteri, Labriformes, Labridae. The record is from the annotation of a GenBank genome assembly.